Molecule: messenger RNA, 2946 nt
Organism: Plasmodium vinckei vinckei
Lineage: Eukaryota; Apicomplexa; Aconoidasida; Haemosporida; Plasmodiidae
Product: tetQ family GTPase, putative
Exons: 1
Coding region: 1-2946 (981 amino acids)
Biological process (GO): ribosome disassembly; mitochondrial translation
Cellular component (GO): mitochondrion
Molecular function (GO): GTPase activity; GTP binding
Source: RefSeq, a predicted model, not a curated record
AUGUUAAAAAAAUUAUUAACAGUUCAUAAUUUUUAUUUGAAAUAUAAUAAACGUUUUUUUUGUCAUGAUGUAGUAAAUUUAGGAAUUCUUGCACAUAUUGAUGCAGGAAAAACAACAAUUUCAGAAGAUAUUUUAUAUAAUUCGAACGAAAUAAGAGUAAAAGGAAAUAUAAAUGAUCAAAACACACAAUUGGAUUUUCUUAAACAGGAAAGAGAAAGAGGGAUAACAAUAAAAACAGCUUAUUCAUGUUUUAAAUGGAAUAAUGUAAAUGUAAAUUUAAUAGACACUCCUGGUCAUAUCGAUUUUAGUAAUGAAACUUUUUUAUCUUUGUGUGUAUCAGACAAAUGUGUUAUUGUUGUUGAUGCAAAAGAAGGUUUGCAGAUCCAAACAUUAAAUAUAUUUCGUUAUAUAAAAGAAAAUAUUCCAAUUUAUUUUUUUUUAAAUAAAAUGGAUAUAAAUGAAAUAGAUAUUGAUUACAAUUGUAAUAGUCUAAAAAAUGGUUUAAGUAAAAAAAGUAUACUUAUAACAUAUCCAAUUUAUGAAAACAAAAAAUUAAAAUAUAUAUUAGACUUGCCUUCUAUGCAUUUAUAUUAUUAUCCUCAAGUUAAAUAUGGUCAAAAGCUAGCUUAUAAAAAUAUACCUUUAGCCAAUAUUUUAAAAAAUCGUAACCAUGAAAAUAUAUAUAAUCAUUUUUAUCUCAUUGAGCCAUGUAUAGAUAUAGACGAAAGCGAUAAAAUUGAAGAGGCUAAUAACAUUUUGAACAUUUUAAAUGAUGAAACAAUUGAUUAUAUAAUAAAAAAACGAGAAGAACUUGUAGAAUUUUUAUGUGAUUUAGACAAUCAAAUUGAAUAUAAAUAUUUAAAUAAUAUUCCUAUAAAAUAUGAUAUUCUUAAAAGCAGUUUGAUUAAAUAUAUAAAUAUGAGAUAUAUAUUCCCCAUAUUUUCAGGGAGUGCUCUUAAUUCUUAUGGGGUUCAUAUCCUCCUGGAUUAUAUAACACACAAUGAUAAAAACGGAAAAAUCGAAAGUAUAAAACUUGAUCAUAUAAAUGAUGGUAGUGAAAAAUGUAAAAAUAAUUUAAACGUUUCUAAUGAAGCUGUAUUUGAUAAAAUAAAAAAUAGCCAUAAUAUAUUAAAUAAAAAAUAUGAUAUAAGUAAUAUUUAUAAAACUAUCUUAUUUAUAUUCAAAUUAGUAAAUGAAAAAAAUGGGUAUAAUACAUUUUGUAAAGUUCUUAAAGGGAAUUUAUUAAAAAAUUCCAAACUGUGUAACAUACGAAAUAAUAAAUAUGAACUAGUAAAAAAUAUUUAUAAAAUAAAAGCAGACCGAUAUAUAAUGACUAAUGAAUUAAAUAGUAAUGACAUUGGUAUGAUAAGAGGGUUUGAAAAUAUAUUAGUCUGUGAUAUUAUGUAUGAAAUAAAUGAAUUAGCAAGUUCUAUGGAUAAAGAAAAAGUAAAGAAAGACGAUAAUAAUUAUUAUAUAAAAGAAGAAAAGAAAUAUAAAAAUAUUAACGACAUCAAUAAAGUUGAGAUGAUAAAAAAUAUUUCUGAUAUUGUUAUGAGCAAUUCUGGAAAUAAAUGGACAGGAAAUAGUGAACUAGCCAAAUUCAAUGAAGUGUACAAAAUAUUGGGUAGUGAAAUAAAAAAUAAAGGAUUAUGGUAUUUUUUAAAAAAUUAUAAAAAAAGAAUCAGUAAAAAUAUAAUUGUUUGUACUUGCUCAAUAGAACCUAAAGAUUAUAGAAAAGAAAAAGAAUUGAAAAAGAUACUAAAUGAUAUAUGUUUAGAAGAUAAUAGUAUAAUUUCAUAUACAGAUAAAAAUAAUAAAUUAAUAAUUGGAUCUAUAGGUAUAUUAAAUAUUGAAGUAACAUUAGAUAAAAUAAAAAGUGACUACAAAAUUGAUAUUAAAACUGAUGAUGUUGAAAUAGUACAAAAAGAAUAUAUUUUAGGAAGUUAUGAAGAUACUAUUAAAAAAGAAAUAAAAAUAAAUUCUAAAUUUUCAAGCAUAUUAAUUGGUUUAAAUAUUAAAGAAAAAGAAUUUAUAGAUGUUUCAAAAUAUAUUCAAAAUAUUUUAAGAUGUGAUGAUUUACCAGAACCUUUAUUAUCUCCAAAUAAAACAAGUACCAAUGUUAAUUAUUCAUCUUAUGAAGAUAAAAAUAAAAAUAAAAUUCCCAAAUAUUCUUUUAUAAAAAGUAAUUCUGCAACAUAUUAUAAUAAUUCCAAGAUUCAGACAGAUGUAAAUAAUAGUACCACCUUUGAUUCUAAUAUUAAUGAAGUUAGUAAAACAGAAUCUAAAAUUUCAAAUACAUCUGAAUUAUUAGCAGAUAGCCAUUUAGACAAUAGUGAUAACAUACUUGAUGAAAAUGAUGAAUCAGAUGAAGUUGAUGAUUAUUUAUUAAAUUUUAAUUAUGAGAACUUAUUUCAAAGUACGGUAGUAAUUGAUAAAAAUGUUGAAACAUAUAUUGAAGAUUUAAAAAAAAGGGAUAAAAAAAAUGAAAAAUUUUAUGAAGAUAUAUUAAAUAGUUGUAUAACUACUUUAAAAAAUUGUUUAAGUAAUGGAUAUAGAACAAAUGGAAGUAUUAUUAGUACAGAAGUUAAAGUAACAAAACUUGAAAUACCUGAUGAUUGUACAUUAGCUGUUGCUAAAUAUGCAUGUAAUGAUUUAUAUUAUCAAAUAAUUAGAAAAGCAAAUAUAUGUAUAGCAGAACCAAUAACAUUAAUUCAAAUACAAACUCAUGAAUCUUAUAUUGGGGCUAUAGUAAAAAAUCUAGUUCAACAUAAAAAUGGAACUAUUAUACAAAUUAUGAAAAAUAAAGAGCAAAAUGAUUUUAAGAUUAUGAAAAUAGUUGCUCUUAUUCCUGUUAAGCAUACCACCAAUUAUGCCUCUGUUUUAAGAUCCAUUUCGAGUGGACAUGCAGAUUUUUACAUGACUUUCUGCGGUUACAAAAAGGUAUAA